This is a messenger RNA of Stylophora pistillata, 2695 nucleotides long. Its product is annotated as cilia- and flagella-associated protein 221. Gene Ontology annotation, biological process: cilium movement; motile cilium assembly. Gene Ontology annotation, cellular component: 9+2 motile cilium. NCBI's taxonomy places the organism in Eukaryota, Metazoa, Cnidaria, Anthozoa, Scleractinia, Pocilloporidae. The record is from RefSeq and is a predicted model, not a curated record.
AUGGCGGUGGCUCGGGCCAGAACGAUGGUUUCGGAUAGUUUUGACAGUUUUGUGGCACCUGUUAUCAAAAAACCAGUGCCUAAUCAUCUUUUAGAAACAAAAAUCUAUGCCAAAGUUGGACAGAACUCUAUUUUGCAAGCCAAACCGUCAGUUAUUAAUUUUUCCGGAUUCAAAGUUGGAGAAAAGAUUACCCCAACACUAAGAUUAGCAAAUGCUUCUGAUGAAAGCCAAAGAAUGCAUAUAAUUCCACCAUCUACAAAGUUCUUUUAUAUCAAAUAUACAAAGAAGGAAUUGUGCCUGGUAAUGGUGAGGUGGAGGUAAAAGUGACAUUUGCACCAAUGGACUUCUCAACAGCUCACAUGAAGCUUCAGCUGAUGGUGUCUCAAUUCAACAUGUCUCCACUUGUUUGUUCCUUAACUGGAACGUCAGAGCCAGGACUUGCCAAAAGAUUAAAAGAAAAAGCGUGGAUAGAAGAGCUUCCCCCAUUACCCACCAAUGGAAUUCUGGACCCAUUACUGAUUGAUCCUCUGGGCAGAACAAGACUGAAGAAACUUAAGACUAGACCUUGGACUCCAGGAGAGAAGAGAAGCCAGGAACUGGUCAGAGAUGGCUUGAGAUUUCCAACCAGUGGUCUUGACAAUCCAUCCUCUGUGUGCAGCAUCCUUCUACAACAACCUGGAAAACUGAAAGCCAAGCAGAUUAGAGAAGCUGUUCAAAAUAAGAAGGAUGUUUCGGGGAGCACAAAACAGAUGAAAGAGACAAAGUUCGAGUAUGAAGUCCAUCAGAACAUUCAAGACGAAAGACAAAAUCAGCUCAGAUGGUGUGUAAGGUUAGGUGAAGAUCCCAUGUCAGAAGCGACAAGAAAACAGAUUUAUGAUAAAAGGAUAGAUGAUGAAAGGGAGUACAAGCUGAAUCGAGGAGACCCGGUGAUAGAAGACGAGUAUGACCGGUCGUGUGUAGGAUGUGAACUGAGAAGAAUCCACAGGCAAGCGGAUGAAGUCCCUCAAAAUGAACCCCGAUUUGAUCUUCUUGUUAAUGAUGAGUGGAGCAAGAGGCACAUGGUCGUGCAGAGGUUUGUUCAAGCGGGACGAAAGGUCAUAAUACGUCUGAGAGCCAACAGACACUUAGGUUCCCUUGGAGAAUUCGUUACCAACUGGAGGAGGGGAAAAUUCACGAGGGAACACUCAAGAAGUCAACUUGCAGAGAGUGAAGGAGAAAAGUUCUUCGAUGAAGAUGAGGUACCUCUGCAGAUCUCGUCUGAAGGCAUUUUUCCGUUUUCCUUUCCUUCGUACAAAUCCCCGGACACAAAAGAUGAUAUGGAUGUUGAUGCCCUUGGUACAUUGAGGGUACAAGCGACCGUUGUCAAUGUCAAAAAACACGUCCCUUAUUAUAACUUAAAGGUCCCCAAACAGUAUGAUAUCCUGGGUUAUAACCGUCACUCAGUAGCCGACGCGUCUUCGGGAUAUGUCCCUCCAAACCUCGUUCGUCCUUUGAGGGUUGGCGCUGAGGACGAAAUAAUUAACUUAAUCAGCAGUGUACCGCUGACGUCAGUGAGAAGCCCCAGUCCAGUCCCGACCACGGAAGGAGGCGAGGAAACUAAAGAAGAGGGAGAAAGGGACACAGCGCAGAGUCCACAAAUGAAGAGUCCCAUUAACACAACCUCGCAAGAGGACGUGGCCGUGCAGGAGCCUGAGGCAGUGCCCCUAGUGGUGCCUGCAGCACUGUUCCGACCCACAUCUUACCAUCCCCUGCAUAUUUUUAACCCCGCGCCAGGCUUGCAAGUGUUUAAGCCUCCUCUUCCUUACGCGGAAGUGGAUGAAGAUUAUCAUUUGUGCCCCUUACCUCGCAACAGAACUGCUGGAAAAUCAGGGAAACAAGGCAGGAAAUACCUGGAGAGACAGGAUGUUAUUCCUGGUGUUAUGACGUGGAAGCGGUUCCCUUGUCAGCCACUGGUAUCUAUGGCAGCAAACCCAACGAUAUCAAAUGUGUGGAUUCCUCGAUGGACUGACCCAUUCAGUGAGGAUAUGCUGCCCACGGAAGUGCCUUCGUUACUACAGGGUCUCCCGGAUGAUGACGUCAUGAGUGAUGACGAAAUGGAAGAGGAAGGAGCAGACCCGGGCUUCCAGGAGAUCCCAAUCCCCACGCCAGAGAUGGUUAACGCCCAGUUUGCCUCAGCGGAGAGUAUUCUUGGAGACCAAGAUCAACAACGGUCGUCGCAGUUAAGUGAGAUGGUGCUUCACCCAGGCGGAAACACGAGAAGCUUAGUGGCUGCUCCAACAGCAGCAACUACGUCCUUAGUUCCAAGGGAGAAGCGUGAAAAGGAGCUAAACGAAUUUUUGAGACAGCGGCAGAAUAGAGUGGGAAUGAGGAUUAAACAAAGGGUGCAAUCCAUAAAUGAUGCCAUGGCUUCGUCCAAUCUGGAACUAAAAUAAAAUUUGGUAAAUUUGAAACCAGGAAACGGAUGUAGUAGCUCUUUACUUGCUUUAGUUGAAGUGUAGAUUGUACUUGUCUUCGUCCAAUGUUUGUCUUUCUUUGCCCAUUUUAGUGAGUUACAUCUUCUCUGUGAAAACAUUUGCCUCUUAGGCUUGAAUUGUAGAUACAUUAAGUUUGAAUAUUGUUGACGCGUAUGGUCGUCUUCGAUGAACAUUCACAUACGCGAAACAAAACAUUUUGUAAUUAAAGUGUCAUAAAAUGA